This is a messenger RNA of Cryptotermes secundus, 522 nucleotides long. RefSeq names its product gastrula zinc finger protein XlCGF71.1-like. The coding region runs from base 1 to 522 and encodes 173 amino acids. Lineage: Eukaryota; Metazoa; Arthropoda; Insecta; Blattodea; Kalotermitidae. The transcript has 3 exons. The record is from RefSeq and is a predicted model, not a curated record.
AUGAAGCUGCUUUAUUUCGUUGAAACAGCUAACCCUACAGAUUCAGAGAAUGUACAGGGUCCGUGUACUGAGAUAUGCCAAGCAUCUUCUCGUGAUGCAUAUCAAGCCAUCAGUAUAAAAGCUGAGACACUGUCAGAUGUACGAGAAGAAGAAGAAGAGGAGGAUCCUCUCACAAUAAAAUUUCCAGGAAGGAAGGCUGAACCUGAGAGUCAUCUGAGGUCACAUCAACUCAUACAUAUUGGUGUGCGGCCAUUUUGGUGUGACAUAUGUAAGAAGUCAUUCAUUUAUCGAGCUCAUCUGCGGAUUCAUCACCGCAUACAUACUGGUGAGCAGCCAUUUAGCUGUGACAUGUGUAAUAAGUCAUUCAUUGAGCAGAGUAGCCUGAAGAGGCAUCAGCGCAUACACAGUGGGGAGCGGCCGUAUUGCUGUGAUAUAUGUAAUAAGUUGUUCAAUCAACGAAGUAGUCUGAAGAGGCAUCUACGCAUACAUGAUGGGAAGCAGCUGUUUUGCUGUGAUGUUUAA